Molecule: messenger RNA, 1692 nt
Organism: Hemiscyllium ocellatum (epaulette shark)
Lineage: Eukaryota; Metazoa; Chordata; Chondrichthyes; Orectolobiformes; Hemiscylliidae
Gene: ssc4d
Product: scavenger receptor cysteine-rich domain-containing group B protein
Exons: 11
Coding region: 1-1692 (563 amino acids)
Cellular component (GO): membrane
Source: RefSeq, a predicted model, not a curated record
AUGUCUCUGAGGCACCGUGUGAAGGUCCAGCUCAGAAGAUGGAGGCUUUCCCUUUGGCUGCUUGGUAUCCUCAUCACCUCAGUAACUAUUGUGAUGAUCUAUAUGGUUGUUCCAGAUGAUUCAGCAUCAGCCCCUGUUUAUGAAGGAGUUCGCUUGGUGAAUGGGCACAAUCCAUGCCAGGGUCUUUUGGAAAUCCUCUACAAUGGCACUUGGGGAACGGUAUGUGAUGAUGAUUGGGACAUCGUCGAUGCCAAUGUGGUUUGCCAGCAGCUUGGAUGUGGCCGUGCCCUCUCUGUGGCAGGAACCCUGCCCUUUGGCAGAGGGUCAGGGCUGAUACUGCUGGACAAUGUAGAUUGCAAAGGGACCGAGUCAUCACUGAGCGAGUGUGGAAGCCUGGGCUGGGCCAUUCACAACUGCAACCAUUAUGAGGAUGUGGCAGUCAUAUGCAAUGAUUUCAGCUCAACGCCAAGCAACCUGGUCAAUAAAACCCAAGUAUCUGCCUGGGAAUAUAAACAAGGAGAGGGCAAUAUUCGGCUCGUCAAUGGCUACAACUCCUGUCAAGGCAGAGUGGAGAUUAAGUACAGAGGACAGUGGGGAACAAUUUGUGAUGAUGACUGGGACAUGAAUGAUGCCAAAGUCGUGUGCCGGCAGAUGGGCUGUGGCACAACGAUAUCCUCCACCACCAACUCUUAUUUUGGAUAUGGCAAAGGACGGAUUCUAUUGGACAACGUCAACUGUGACGGGACUGAGCCAUCGCUAUUAAGCUGUAGCAGCCUGGGUUGGGGUGUGCACAACUGCGGGCACCAUGAAGAUGCAGGAGUCAUCUGUACAGUUAGCCAAGAACUGCUACCUGGCCAAGCAGCGGUGGAAGAGGAAAAAGUGGAAAAUCCGAAUGACAGCGAUGAAGGAAAACACUUGCCAUUCAAUCUCUCAUUCUCAGCUGUCAGCUCUGACACUGUCACUAUGAACAGUUUGAAGGAUAGCUCUGAGAUCAGAUCCAUCCGUCUGGUGAAUGGGAACAACAGCUGUCAAGGCAGAGUGGAGAUUUUCUACGGCAACAGUUGGGGAACCGUGUGUGAUGAUGAGUGGAAUAUUAAAAACGUGGCAGUGGUGUGCAGGCAGUUGGGAUGUGGUGGUGCCGUUACUGCCACCGACCUGAGCUACUUCGGCUAUGGCCGUGGCCCGAUAUUGCUGGACAACGUGAACUGUGAAGGGACGGAGUCGUCCUUGUCAGACUGUUUUAACCUCGGCUGGGGAAAGCACAACUGCAGACACCAUGAAGAUGCCGGUGCUAUUUGUAUAGAUCUCUGGGAGAGCCCGUGGCUGAGGAAAGUAGAGGGAUUUGAGAACUCAGCCUGCUCUCCUGUCCCCCCCAAAUCCCAAAUCCGCCUGGUGAGCGGACGGCACCGGUGUGAGGGCCGGCUGGAGAUCUACUUGAUGGCCCAGUGGGGCACGGUUUGCGAUGACGCCUGGGACUUGCGGGCAGCGAGGGUGGUCUGCAAGCAGCUGGGAUGUGGCAGGGCCCUGGCCGCGAAGGCACGGGCGUACUUCGGGCAGGGCGUUGGCAUCAUCCACCUCGACAACGUGAAAUGCAAAGGAAACGAGAGCUUGCUGAACCAGUGCUCCCAUAUCGGCUGGGACGUCCACAACUGCGACCAUACGGAAGAUGCAAGUGUGAUGUGCACAUUAUGA